AUGAGCCACAACUUUGCUGUAAAACUGCCUGUGGGGACUCCGGUGAUCGACCAGUUCCUUGGCAUCAAGCCCCAUCCCACCAAGUGUCAGGCGACGUACGUUUGGAUCGACGGAACCGGCGAGUGCCUCAGAAGCAAGACCAGAACUCUGCCAUCCGUCCCCAAGGUUGCUACAGGUAAGGUUUCAAACAGUUUGUCGCAUGUUGUACUCUUUACAAUUUAACAUCAUACAUAACUUUAUAGAUAACUCACUAUACAAAUGGUGAGCUUAUUGUCGCUAAAGUAACAUAAACUUGCAGACUACCCCAUCUGGAACUACGAUGGAUCCUCGUGUGGUCAGGCCAAAGGUCGUGACUCUGACACUUACCUCUACCCGGUUGCCCACUACCCUGACCCGUUCUUGGGAGGUAAUGCUCGUCUAGUACUGUGUGACACCUAUAACCACAAAAAGGAACCGACCGGUAAGAAAAAGCUGUUUGAUAUCGCAUUUAAAAAAUAGAGUCUGAACGGUGCAAUCUUUUUAAAAAUUUGGUCAUUUUCUUGCCCGUUGCACAGUGCAGAUUCUUUAUUUUUUCGUAAACUUCUCUUUGCACCGUGCAGUUUUUAAAGCAGACUGUGCAACCUUUCCGCCGGCUGCACAGUGCAGGUUUCAAGCAACUAAACGAAUGCACAGUGCAAUCUCCGCACUGUGCAGUUUGUCGCAGAAGUCAUCUGCGACAACCUUACAAAAGGUGCAAUUGCGAUGGCUCGCUACAUUAUGCGAUGGUAACAAUCUAACGCACUGUGCAAGCUUCACGAGCUUUGCACCGUGCGUUUUGUCGCGAAAGCCGCUUUUGUGACAUUCAGAAUCGUUUUGUCGAAAACAGGUUAUUGCUCAGUGUUGAAGCGUUGGUCCAGCGGCAACCGCGACAACAAACUGCAUUGCGAUUCAAAUGGCAGUUUCAAUUUGUCGCAGAAAUUUGAACUUUGAAAGUGUGCGACAAACAGCGACAAACGUUUUCACACAGCGACAACUCAAGAUGAAUUGCACUGUCGCAGGACGUUUGGGCCUGCGACAAGCCGUCGCUUAUCUUUUUUGGUGCACGAUGCGACAUUUCUGUCGCAAUGCUUGCAGCGACAAAGCAUUGUCGCAUGUGGAAUGAGCGGUGCGACAAACGGCACAAGGUGGGAACUGCACUGUGCAGUCAGUUUAUGGCUGAAGGGGGCAUCUGCACGGUGCAAUUGGUUAAAAGGGUCUGCACAGUGCCAUCUCUUUUUCCAGGGACUGCACAGUGCAGAAAUUUUAUUUUUCUUGACAAAACUGGUAGAAAAACAUGCAAAAUGUUGCUUAAUUUUACAGCUACCAAUCAUCGCUACAAUUGUCGCAAAAUCAUGGAGCAAUGUGCCGACCAGAAGCCCUGGUUUGGAAUCGAACAAGAGUACCUAAUGCUCGACAGAGACGGAUACCCACUGGGAUGGCCAAAGGUAACAAUUUUAAACGUUUUACACUUAAGUUUUCCGAAAGUUACAGUAGUUUUGGUACAGUAUAUAUGGUUACUCAGUGGUUUAUUCUGUUUUCAGCACGGGUUCCCGGCUCCACAAGGGCCUUACUAUUGUGCCGUUGGUGCUGACCGCAUCUUUGGUCGCGAGAUUGUGGAGACCCACUACCGUGCCUGUCUGAAUGCCAACCUCACCAUCUGUGGAACCAACGCUGAAGUCACUCCAGGACAGUGGGAGUAUCAGAUUGGACCAGUCGAAGGCAUCGCCAUGGCCGAUGAGAUGUGGAUGUCGCGCUACCUUCUACACAGAACGGCCGAGCAGUUUGGCGUCGUGAUCACGUUCGACCCGAAGCCCAACGUGACGAUGAGCGGCGAGUGGAACGGAGCCGGCUGUCACACCAACUUCAGCACCGAAGCCAUGCGACGGCCAGGCGGACUGGAGGAGAUCAAGGCCGCCAUGGCCAAGCUGGAGCCAUUCCACGCCGAACACCUCAAGCUGUACGACCCCAACGGUGGAGAAGACAACCUGAAGCGUCUGAGUGGGCGGUGCGAGACUUCCAGCGUCGACAAGUUCACAUGGGGCGUCGCCAAUAGAGGCUGCAGCGUCAGAAUCCCGAGACAAGUCGCCGAGGAUGGAUUCGUAAGCUUGUUUUUGUUAUGCUACCAUACCGGGUACAAAAGGUUAAUGUUAUUGUAACAAUGAUAAAUAUAUGUACAGUAUGUUUACAGUAAUAACUUUGGUUUUAGGGUUACCUGGAAGACCGUCGCCCCUCAUCCAACGUCGACCCCUACUGUGUUACCAUGGCCAUCGCUUCAGCCAUUUGUUUGUCGUGA
Messenger RNA from Bursaphelenchus okinawaensis, 2311 nucleotides. The record is from the annotation of a GenBank genome assembly. Lineage: Eukaryota; Metazoa; Nematoda; Chromadorea; Rhabditida; Aphelenchoididae.